Messenger RNA from Guillardia theta CCMP2712, 1995 nucleotides. RefSeq lists its product as hypothetical. Bases 1 to 1995 code for a protein of 664 amino acids. The transcript has 7 exons. The record is from RefSeq and is a predicted model, not a curated record. NCBI's taxonomy places the organism in Eukaryota, Cryptophyceae, Pyrenomonadales, Geminigeraceae.
AUGCGAGAGCUGAAGGAGGAGGAGGAGGAGGAGGAAGAGGUGCUGGAUUGGAGUGAAGUCAGGGUUCCAAAGAGAUUCAUUGUUCAGAUUGAGCAGCAUCUGGCUCUUGACAAAAGCAGUGUGAAUUAUUUAAUCCUUUGUUUCCUCGCUUGUCAUGGGAUGGUCAUGACGUCGGUAUUGGUCCUUGCAGAUGAGAAGGACGACGUUGUCAGCAGCAGCUGCACAGUCCUGGCUGUUGCUUGGCUGACCUAUUUCGUCCUCAUCCAGUCGCUUCAGAACUCUUUCCUUCACACCGGAUGGCUGCAAACCGCUGUCGGCAUGUCAGGCUCGGCCAGCGUCGUCCUCGCCGUGUUCGCGUCCAUGUUCGUGGUCCUGGAGUACCCGGACUUUGGAGUGCUGUUCGGGACGAUGUCCGUGGUGUCAAACCUUGUUUCUGUGUCAGGCUCGUGCUGUUGGGAGCUGUACUUCCUAACGCACGACAAGAUCAGUGAGCUGCACGACUCGGUGAAGUGGGGUCUUGUCAGCAUGGUGGUGCUGUGCGUGGGGCUCGACCUGUCGUUCAUCUUCUUGGAGAUCUACGGUCAGCUGAUGUUGACGUUCUUCGUAGCUUGCCUGGUUGCUGUGCUCCUCCCGUUGCUGUUCUUGCCCAAGGGCAUCAAGGUCCCUUCCGUAGGUGAGGAGCAAGUCGACCUAGUCCUUCAUGUCUUUGGCAACUUUCUGGUCAAACAUAAGGCGGAAGCGGAUCAAAAGAUCUACGAUCACUUGCAAAAUGCUAGAAAAUUUGCUUCAAACUUGCACGGGAUUGUGUGUAUGGAGGACAGGCUGUACGUGAUGCUUGCAGGGUAUGCCUUCAUUGCCAACAUCUAUUUAUCCGCAAGGCUCCUGGAAGACAACGACUUCAAUCUUGGCCUCUUUUCCUGCCUGUUGAUGUUGAUAUCGCCGAUCCUGGGAGGCCUUGUCAUAUCCAACGAUAAGCAACUGAGCAAAGAGGAAAGGAGGAGACAUUUGAAUGAGAUUUCAAUGUCUUGUCAGAGUGUUCUGAACAUGAUUGAGUCCAGUUGCGCUCAGAUGCCUACCUUGAAGGUUCUGUCUUCACCGCUGACCGCUGAUGUGGGACGAACUUCGUCGUCGGACCGUGUGAACAAGCCGUCUGACCCGCUGCAUUGCGCUGCCUCCAACGGCGCGACGGAGAGUGAAAGAGCGAAGGUGGCGGAGCUCACGUCGAAGAUUCAAGAGCUUGAGAGGAACGAGGAGAAGUUGAAGGAGGAGCGAAUGAAGUCGGCCAAGGUCGUUGAUCGCCAGAAGGAAGAGAUCGAGAACAAGAACCGAAGGAUCGCUGACCUCGAGGAGCAGAACAAGGGGUUGAAGCAGGAAAACUCCCUGCUCAGCUCGAGCAAGGCUGCCAACUCUGAGUUGAACGGUUCCAGCGAGUCGCACAUGGGGGGUCACUCAGUUGGAAAGGAGCAGAGGGGACGAGUUGGUCCGAGGGCAGAGGAGCAGGAGCAGCAGGUGAAAGCUCUUUCGCUCGAGAUCGAGGGGCUGCGGAAGAAGGUGUUAGACGCUGAAGCAGAGUGCGUGCGCAUGCGGCAGAGCCGCGAUCGCGAGUUGGAGCAGGUGAAGAGUGAGCUGGGGCUGCAGGACAAGAGGAGAGUCGAGCUGGAGGCGGAGGCGUCAAGGGUUCGUGCCAAGGCGGCAGAGCUAGAGGAACUGCUGUCGCAGAGCAACAAGAAGCUCGAGGAGGCUCUGAAGUCGGUCAAAGAUGCCAUCCAAGGGUCCAAGGAGGAGGCAAAGAUUGACGAGAAGUCGUUAAGCUCGCCUGUCCAUGUUCACCGAGUGCUGCUGGGGGCUGCAGGGGAAGGCCAAAGGACCACGUUCACUCACCCAAGGAAGUACGUGGAGCCGGCCGGACAGAAUCAGCGGGAGCAGGAGCAGGAGCAGGUUAAUCAGGCUGAGAACGGAGUGACCAUAGGGGAGCUGUCGAGCAUGUUGAUCUAG